This is a messenger RNA of Trichoplax adhaerens, 1626 nucleotides long. RefSeq lists its product as uncharacterized. Lineage: Eukaryota; Metazoa; Placozoa; Uniplacotomia; Trichoplacea; Trichoplacidae. Gene Ontology annotation, molecular function: nucleic acid binding; ATP binding. Gene Ontology annotation, biological process: ribosome biogenesis. The transcript has 19 exons. Bases 1 to 1626 code for a protein of 541 amino acids. Gene Ontology annotation, cellular component: nucleus. The record is from RefSeq and is a predicted model, not a curated record.
AUGGCCGAAGAAGGUGAUUGCGCUAAUUUAUUACUCAAUAUCACCUGUAAUCCAUCACCAAUGGUAACAACAGCUGAUCCUACAAGAAAGAAAGACAAAUCCAAGGGUAGUAAAAGAGUUCGAACAAACAAAAUGGUCACUAAACAACAAGACGUAGCAAAAACACGAACGACCAUAGACACAUCCAAUUUUAAAAGAAAAUUAACAGACAAUUCUUCUCGGGAAGAUAUGAACAAGGGAACUGUUCAAUCCACUAAAUGGAUUUCUUCACUAUUUACCAAUAAUCCAGAAAUACCUCAAGUACAACGUUCGAAGAAGCUUAAAACUCAUCAUCAAGUCUUUACUGACGUCGAAUUUACAAACGUCGCGCUAUCACCCAGAUUGGUAUCACAUUUAGAACAACACUUCCAUUAUCAGAAAAUGACAUGUGUACAAAGAAAAGCGAUACCGUCAAUACUAAAUGGACGUGAUUGUCUUAUCCAAUCACAGACUGGAACAGGAAAAACAAUUGCAUAUGCUGUACCUAUUGUCAACAAAUUACAAGAACUUGAACCUAAAAUUCAGAGAUCUGAUGGCCCAUAUGCUCUAAUACUCUUACCAACUCGUGAGCUGGCUUUACAAACAAUGACCAUUUUUAAUAAAUUACUGAAGACAUUUUGCUGGAUUGUACCUGGCUGUGUCACAGGCGGAGAAAAAAAAAAGUCUGAAAAAGCAAGAUUGUUAGAUUUGGGCUUUAAAGAAGACAUAAACACCAUGCUUACUGCUUUAAAUGCAGGGAGUGGACAAAGACAAACAAUCCUUGUUUCGGCUACCUUAACAGCAGGGGUGCAACAACUUGCUCGUUUGGCCUUGCAAGAUUCUUGUUAUAUCGAUGCUACCAGCACCAUACCGGAAGAUGAAUAUAACGCAACUACGAUACCGAGUGAUUCCGUGCAUCAAAUACCUAGCGAAUUACAGCAACAUUAUGUUGUUAUACCUGCAAAAUUAAGAUUAAUCUCACUUAUAUCAUUCUUUAUUCAUAGCCAUAAGAAGAACAAAAAAACGAAAUCGAUAGUGUUCUUAUCAACUUGUGAUUCGGUGAACUUUUAUUAUAACAUUUUAAACGAAUUUUUGCCGAGAUUCUUAACAAAUGAGAUUGAGAUUUCAAAGUUACAUGGUAAUAUUUCUCAAAAGGACGUUGCUGCUCGUGGACUAGAUAUUCCUGAUAUCGAUUGGGUUUUACAGUAUAAUCCGCCUAUUCAAGUUACCGAUUAUCUUCAUCGAAUCGGUCGUACUGCUAGAAUUGGUUAUAAGGGAAAAUCCUUACUAGUUUUACUUCCAUCGGAGUCUUAUCAGCUAGCUGCAUCAGAUUUGCAGAUGUCAAUCGAAAAUUUUGUUAAUUCAUCGGCUGAACGUAAGACUCAAGCUAUCUCUGCCUAUCAAUCUUACAUUCGUGCCUAUGGAACCUUCUCUAAAUCUCUGAAAUUCAUUUUCCAUGUAAGAAAUCUACAUUUAGGCCAUUUGGCGAAGAGUUUUGGACUACAAGAAGCACCAUCUAAGAUCAAACACCAAAUUAUUACUAAUCCGAUAGUAGUAAUCGGUUUAUUGGAAUGUUUUGAUGGAUUACUAUAUACUAUAUAUGAAUAG